GUGUGAACCCAGCUUACAAUAAUGUUGCGAUUGUGUUUUGUUAUCUUGGGGGUGGUUUUGGCAUCGGAAGCUGGGUAUCUAGGAGGCCAAACAAGUGUCACCAACAUUGGAUACACAACACACCACGCUCCGGUUUACGGACACUUCGGGGGCGGCUACGGGGGCGGCGGUUUUUCGAGUUCGUACUCGACGGUCGCCCACCACGGGGGCGGGUACGCCGCCCCAGUCGCCGCCCCAGUGGCCCAUCAUUUAGGCGGCGGGUACGCCGCCCCAGUGGCCCAUCAUUUCGGCGGCGGUUACGUCCCAGUGGCUCCCCAACCGCACUACUACGAGGAGCAUUACGACCGGCCUAAAUAUGAGUUCAAAUAUGGAGUUGAAGAUUUGCACACAGGAGAUAAGAAGACGCAGCAUGAAGUUAGAGAUGGGGAUGUAGUUAAGGGGCAGUAUUCUCUGGUAGAGCCUGAUGGGUCUAUCCGGACUGUCGAAUACACAGCAGACCCCCAUCAUGGGUUUAAAGCUGUGGUACAUAAGUCUGGUCAUGAGUCGGUGGCUUAUGGGCACCACUGAUUAGAGUUUCAUUUUUGUACUAUUUGUAUAUAAACAUCCAACAAAAUAAAUUAUACAUUUCUAAAA
Molecule: messenger RNA, 633 nt
Organism: Tribolium castaneum (red flour beetle)
Lineage: Eukaryota; Metazoa; Arthropoda; Insecta; Coleoptera; Tenebrionidae
Product: cuticle protein 8-like
Exons: 2
Coding region: 22-567 (181 amino acids)
Cellular component (GO): extracellular matrix
Source: RefSeq, a predicted model, not a curated record